Baudoinia panamericana UAMH 10762 is the source of this 876-nucleotide messenger RNA. RefSeq lists its product as uncharacterized. The record is from RefSeq and is a predicted model, not a curated record. The coding region runs from base 244 to 876 and encodes 210 amino acids. Lineage: Eukaryota; Fungi; Ascomycota; Dothideomycetes; Mycosphaerellales; Teratosphaeriaceae. The transcript has 3 exons.
UGUACCCCUAUAAGCCCGAUCAGGCCAGCGCUUAGCCAAUAAGGAGUGGGUGGGUUGGGCUGAUUCUGGGGAAGACCAGAUGGCCGUCCCGAGAAUCAAUAGAAAAACAAGGAGUACUCCUCAGCCGUAAGCACAGACUGUACACGUUUCAACCCUUGCUUCCUCGCACCUUCUCCCUCGUCGCCAUCUGUUUUGAGAGCGAGACUGUGACGAAUUGUUACAGUCGCCAGAAGCCAAUCGCCAAUGUCAGAGGGAGUCCGCGCACGCUCAAGGUCACUUCUUUCGGACGACCUGAAAGCAGCGCUCAAGCCGGCACCACCGCCAUCGAUACCUGCAAACAUGAACACCACCGAGCCAAAGAACCCGCUCAAGAAGCCCAUCCACCCAGCUGCCAUCCAUUUCCCCAUCGCAUUCAUUGGCCUGGCAGUCGGCCUCGACAUCCUCCACGCCAUUUCCGGCAACCUCCCGGCCGCCAUCGCCAACAAUGUCCCGGUCGCUACGGACCUGACGCGGGCAUCCUACUUUCUCCUCUCGCUUGGUCUCCUGACCAGCAUUCCAGCCGUCAUCACCGGCGUUGGUGAGGCCAAGAAGGCCAUCGAUAAGCAGGGCCUGUACGAGAAGGAUGGCAAGACCAUCAAGCAGAAGUUUAAGGGCGUCAUCGCCCAUGCCAUUGUGAACGACAUUGUCAUCCUUGUUAUGGCGUAUGUGUGGUAUGCCCGUCGUAGUGCGGCGACCAAGACGCUCGCUGGCAAGAUGGGCCUGGGUAGCGCGCUGAUGGGAGGUCUUCAGCUCUUUGGUGCUAACAUUGGUGGCUCGCUUACUUACAACUAUGGUUUCGGUAUGGCAAUCGGCUCCGGUGGCAAGAAGGCGCAGUAA